UUUAACAACAAAAAAAUAUUGUCUUUUAAGGCUUUGUUUUCCCUACCACCAUUCAAAGUUGCUGUACAGAGAAAAAUAAAAAGAGAGGAAAAAUACCACACUAGAAUGAUAUGAGAGUUAAAUGGCAGAGACUGCAGUAUUGUUUGCCCUAGGGGAAGUGUUCAAAUUCCUAAAAGAAGAAACAAAUCUUCUGAGAGGUGUACACAGAGAUUUUUCAGAUAUCAAAGAUGAACUUGAGAUCAUUCUAGUCUUCCUCAAAGAUGCAGACAGAAGGGCUGCGGAUGAAGCAGACAUCAACGAUGGAAUAAGAACUUGGGUGAAGCAGCUGAGAGAAGCAUCAUUUCGCAUUGAAGAUGUCAUUGAUGAAUACCUUCGACUAAUGCAUAGGGCCAAUCCUCCUGGAUGCAGAUCUUUAUGCAUGACUCCAAGGUUAAUCAAAACUUUGAUUCCCCGUCACAAAAUUGCAUCAGAGAUUCAAGACAUCAAGCUGACAACUCACGGAAUCAAGAAAAGAAGCGAGAGGUAUAACUUUCAAAUUUCAAAUGAACAAGGAUCCUCAAGCAGCAGCAACAGCAGUCCUGGAGAGGCAGAAAAUGGAAGAUGGCACGACCCUCGACUGUCUUCCCUUUUCAUUGAAGAAACAGAAAUUGUAGGAUUUGAAGGCCCAAGAGAAGAAAUAUAUGGUUGGUUAUUGGAGGGUGCAGCUGAGCGCACAGUCAUAUCAGUGGUAGGAAUGGGGGGUCUAGGAAAAACCACUCUUGCCAAGCUAGUUUUUGAAAGCCAAAAGGUAACAGCAAACUUUGAUUGUUAUGCUUGCGUCACAGUUUCUCAAUCAUACACUGUGAGAGGUUUGUUGAUAAACAUGAUGGAGCAAUUUUGUCGGGGAACUGAAGACCCUCUUCCACAGAUGUUGCACAAAAAGGAUGACCAGUCACUGAUUGAAGAAGUGAGGCAAUACCUCCAACAUAAGAGGUACUUGAUAUUCUUUGAUGAUGUUUGGCAAGAAGAUUUUUCCGACCAGAUUGAAUUUGCCAUGCCUAAUAACAAUAAAGGUAGUAGGAUCAUAAUCACUACUAGAAUGAUGCAUGUUGCAGAAUUUUUCAAGAAAUCCUUUCUAACUCAUAUUCAUAACCUGCAACUUUUGCCUCCAAACAAAGCAUGGGAACUCUUCUGUAAGAAAGUAUUUAGAUUUGAACCUGGUGGGCAUUGUCCACCAGAGCUUAAGGCUGUGUCAAAAGAAAUUGUUCAAAAAUGCAAGCAGCUACCUCUGGCAAUUGUAGCCAUUGGUGGUCUACUUUCAACAAAAUCUAAAACAAUGAUUGAAUGGCAAAACGUGAGUGAAAAUAUGAGACUGGAAUUGGGACGUAAUGCCCAUUUAACUAGUCUAACAAAGAUUUUAUCUCUCAGUUAUGACAGCCUGCCGUACUAUUUAAAACCAUGCAUUUUGUAUUUUGGUAUAUAUCCAGAGGAUUACUCCAUUAAUCAUAGGAGACUAACUAGGCAAUGGAUAGCUGAGGGGUUUGUCAAAUCUGAUGAGAGAAGAACUUUGGAGCAAGUGGCUGAGGAAUACUUGUCAGAAUUGAUUCACAGAAGUCUGAUUCAGGUCUCAAAUGUUGGCUUUGAAGGGAAAGUUAAAACAUGUCAAGUCCAUGAUUUAUUGCGGGAAGUUAUCAUUAGAAAAAUGAAGAAUUUAAGUUUCUGUCAUUUUGUGCAUGAAGGUGAUUCAGUUGCAGUUGGAAUAACUAGACGCUUAUCAAUUGCUUCUAAUUCCAACAAUGCGUUGCAGAGAACAAACAAUUCACAUUUUCGUGCUAUUCAUGUUUUUGGAAAAGGUGGAUUGCUGGAGCCUUUCAUUGGUAAAUUAUGUUCACACUCUAGGAUAUUGAAGGUACUUGACAUUCAGGGUACGUCUUUGAAUCAUAUUCCUAAAAAUUUGGGGAAUCUUUUUCACUUAAGGUACUUAAACCUAAGGAAUACAAAAGUAAAGGUUCUUCCUAAAUCUAUUGGUGAAUUACAGAACUUAGAGACAUUGGACUUAAGAGAAACACAUGUUCAUGAGAUGCCAGGUGAAAUAAACAAGCUCACAAAGCUACGACACCUUCUUGCUUUCCAUCGUAACUAUGAUGCAAAGUAUUCUGUUUUGGGCUUUACAACUGGUGUGCGGAUGGUUAAAGGUAUUAAAAACUUGACUUCCCUUCAAAAACUUUGUUAUGUGGAGGUAGAUCAUGGGGGAGUAGAUCUUAUUGAAGAGAUGGAAAUGUUAAGGCAAUUAUGGAAGUUAGGUUUAAGGCAUGUAAAAAGAGAACAUGGGAAUGCCUUAAGUGCAGCAGUAGAAAAGAUGCAGCACCUUGAAUCACUUAAUAUCACUGCAAUAUGCGAGGAUGAAAUUAUUGACUUGAACUUUGUGUCAACCCCACCAAAACUUAGGCGGCUUCAUUUGAAAGCUAGACUACAGAAGUUGCCUAAUUGGGUUUCCAAACUUGAGGGUCUUGUUGAGAUAAAGCUGGCUUUAUCCAAGCUGAAAGAUGAUCCAAUGCAGUCACUGAAAAACUUGCCAAAUUUGCUGAAGCUCUCUGUUGGGCAUAAUACCUACGAGGGUGAAAUUUUCCAUUUUGAAAAUGAAGGGUUUCAAAAAUUGAAAGAACUGGUUCUCCGUCACGUGAAUAGACUAAAUUUGAUCCUUAUAGAGAAAGGAGCUUUGAUUUCUCUUGAGCAUAUAAUAUUGGAAAAGAUCCCUCAACUGAAGGAGAUACCCUCUGGCUGCAAACACUUGGAUAAACUCAAAGUCAUUGACUUAUCUGAUAUGUCAGAUGAAUUUGUUAACAGCAUUGAACCAGACAAAGGACACAGCUACUGGAUUAUCAAGCAUGUUCCUCGUGUUUUCUUUCGUCAAUGGUUUGGCCCAAAAUACUAUGAUUAUGAGAUUCGCACCAUAAACUCGUCCUCCAAGGAGUCCUGAGCAAUUGAGAAUGCUAUGGUGUCUAGCAAGCUUCAAAACAAGAAGAAAUUCAGGUUCUCCAUGAUACAACUCAAAGAUGUCGUAUUUUGUUCUUCUUUCCUUCUAUGAUUCUUCAAUUCAAAAUCAAACAUUUCCUCCUCAUCAUGCACAAAUCAAGGAAAAUAUGGAUUCCAUUCGCUACGUGACUUUGGCUUUUCUGUUUUAUUUGUCAUUUGGUGUUUUAUAAUUUGGUUCUGGAAGCUUUGAUUCAAAACCUUGUAACCAAGACCUAUAUCUGGACUCCAUUCAGACAAUCAGACGUCUUUUGACAUUACUUUCCUACUUUUUCCAUUUCUAGAGUUUAAGAUUGGUGGGAGCUUUCCUUCAACCCUUGUAAUAAUAAUAAUCAAAACCACUUCAUAUGAAUGAAUAUUUUUAUUUUGCUAA
Medicago truncatula (barrel medic) is the source of this 3385-nucleotide messenger RNA. Its product is annotated as disease resistance protein RPM1. The transcript is spliced from 2 exons. Gene Ontology annotation, biological process: defense response to other organism. The record is from RefSeq and is a predicted model, not a curated record. Bases 122 to 2959 code for a protein of 945 amino acids. Lineage: Eukaryota; Viridiplantae; Streptophyta; Magnoliopsida; Fabales; Fabaceae. Gene Ontology annotation, molecular function: ADP binding.